GGAUACCCCUUUAGCAGAUAAAACGACGUGUUUGUGCGUGAUACUUUUGCUGUUUAUUUGUCGCGCCGGAGCCUUGCCCUUCACUCACUGAGGUAUCAGGCAGACUGGAGGGGAAUUGCAGAUAACGCUAUCGUUAUGUUUUGUAUAUAUGUAUACCCUUCAUCAAGCCAGCGGAUAACUGCACAAUAUGCUCCUUUGCGCUGCUGAUAUCAACGUGGAAAAUGACCGCCACAAUGAUAAGAAUAUCUCUCGGAGCCUGACUUCAUCCGCAAUAAAACGUAUUCUUUACCGCGAGCUGCCAGAGGAUUGCCAACUUUACCAAGCUUCUUUCUUCGCUGGAACUCCUUGUUCUCAGGAUAAAGCGGAAGCAAAAAUGUCAUCUGGACUGGACGUAAAUUUCCCUCCCCUCUUCAAAGACCUGGAUGGCUUCUACAUCAGCAGUUUCCUCGACGAGGACACAGUGCGAUCCGCUCUGUCCUACAAACCCCGGUCCGACGACAUCUUUAUCGUCACCUACCCAAAGUCUGGCACGACUUGGACUCAGUACAUCGUGUACUGCAUCUUGAACGACGGUGCCCUCCCGAAGGACUUCACAGAAUUCACGCUGAUGUCUCCCUGGUUAGAGUUCUUGGGUGCCGAAGCGGCGGAGAAAAUGGCGCGACCAGGUGCCAUCAAGUGCCACCUUCCAUUCCACAAACAGCCUUAUUCGGAGAAGGCCAAGUACAUUUACGUGGCUAGAAAUCCGUACGACUGCUGUGUCUCCUUCUACCACCAUUGCAAAAGUAUCCCUCACUAUGGGCUAGAAGACGCAACAUUCGACCAGUUCCUCGAGUUGUUCCUUGCCGGAGAAGUUGGCUGCGGAGAGUACUUUGACAACUUGCUUUCCUGGUACGAACACCGAAAAGAUUCGAAUGUCCUUUUCUUAAGAUACGAAGACUUAAAGAAGGACACGGUGGCUUGCGUGCUAAAGAUUGCAGACUUUCUAGGUGAGCAGUACGGUCGAAAGCUGAGAACCGACGACACGUUGCUCGAGAAAGUAGUCAAAUCCACCAGCUUGGAAGGCCUCAAGAAGCAAGUGAACGACGGUGCGAAGCAGAUGGUACCAAAUCUCUUUGCACUUCCACCUGAAAGGCAGUUGAAAUCUUUGCAAAUAUUCGGUCAGAAGUUUAGUGAUAAGGAAAUGUUCGUGCACAAAGGAAACUUCGUUCGCAAGGGUAUUCUUGGAGACUACAAAAAUCACUUCUCACCCGAACAAAUUCAACGAAUGAAAAACUGGAUCGCGUUUAGGACAAAAAGAAGCGACGUCAUGAAUUUGUGGAGUGAUAUUGAGCUGCCUUGAUUGGCUCGCCCUAACAAUUAAAUUUGGGUUACAGUU
Molecule: messenger RNA, 1375 nt
Organism: Ixodes scapularis (black-legged tick)
Lineage: Eukaryota; Metazoa; Arthropoda; Arachnida; Ixodida; Ixodidae
Product: sulfotransferase 1C2
Exons: 2
Coding region: 188-1339 (383 amino acids)
Biological process (GO): sulfation
Cellular component (GO): cytoplasm
Molecular function (GO): sulfotransferase activity
Source: RefSeq, a predicted model, not a curated record